CAACUGAACCUACAACUGAGAUUACAACAAACUCUCCUACUACUUCAACUACACUUCCAACUACUGUCUCUUCCACAGAAACGACACAAACAUCUGAACCUAUAACUGCGGUCCCAACAACCCCCAGAACAACACAGUCAGUUCUUUUAAGUUUUUCCAGCGAUGAAACUUUUGUGGAUGAUUUGUCAAAUAGAGCUUCAGCUGCAUAUAAAUCCAGAGAAAGCAGAGUCUUAAAUGAGUUGGAACCAUUAUUUAAAAAGAAUUUCCCCUCCUUCAAAAGUCUGGUAGUUAUUAAGUUCCGUCGAGGGUCAAUCAUCACUGACAUGAAUGUGACAUUUGGAGACCAAUUACCCACUACAGAGGACAUAAUAAUCACUGUUUUCCAAGCCAACGCCACUCUUAAUAUCACCAGCGUAACACUGACAGAGCUCACCACCACCACACCCAGUACCACUACACCUAUAACCACACCUACCACAACUACAACCACACCUAAUACAACUUCAACUGCCAAACCUAAUACAACUACAACCACACCUAAUACAACUACAACCACCACAACAACUACUGCCAAACCUAAUACAACUACAACCACACCUAAUACAACUACAACCACCACAACAACUACUGCCAAACCUAAUACAACUACAACCACACCUAAUACAACUACAACCACCACAACAACUACUGCCAAACCUAAUACAACUACAACCACACCUAAUACAACUACAACCACCACAACAACUACUGCCAAACCUAAUACAACUACAACCACACCUAAUACAACUACAACCACCACAACAACUACUGCCAAACCUAAUACAACUACAACUACACCUAAUACAACUACAACCACCACAACAACUACUGCCAAACCUAAUACAACUACAACCACCACAACAACUACUGCCAAACCUAAUAGAACUACAACCACCACAACUACUGCCAAACCUAAUACAACUACCACCAGCCCUAGUACAACAACAAAAGCAACAACAACAACUACAACAACCACCACGACCACAACAACUCCAGCUACAACCACCACCACAACAACAGGCCCAGCACGUCCUCUGCCCACUGUAGCUGUGCAGAUUAUCAUUAUACAGGUUUUCAUUCCAGCAUUGGCGGACCCGAAAUCUACGGAAUUCAUAGAACUAGCCACAAGAGUGACGAUUAUGUUUGAUGUUGUCUAUAAACAAAAGUUUGGGCCUCGUUUCAUCAGGACCAUCGUGAUUGCAUUCAUAGCUGUUGCCAGAACCCGGGCAGAUUCAAAUGUACAAGCGGAGGUUGAGUUGGUGUUUAGUGAAGCGUCCACUGAACCGAUCCCCAGCAACGCUGAAAUUGUGGAGACUCUGAAAGAAGCAGCUGCUAAUUCAACUGCAGGCUUCAACCUCACCCUUGAUGAAACCUCUAUUACUGUCAUUAAAUCAGUGAAGAUAAUUCCAUUGACAAUCCUCAGCAAUGGAACCUUUGUGGCUGCUCUUUCCAAUAAAAAUUCUACCGAAUUUCAGAACAGGGCUACGAUGAUAAAAGCAGGGCUCGAAACUUUUUUCCUGGCUGAUUACCCUAAUUCAUUCAGCACCAUAUCUCUAACAAACUUCAGUGAUGCCAAUGUAAAAAUAAGGAGCGUGCCCACGAUCCGAAACUCCAUGGAUCUUGUAUUCGGAGCGGACGCUGUUCUACCCAAUAGCACCCAGAUAGUGAACACUGUGGUACGAGCGGCCAGAAACAACACGUUACCCUUCCAGAUCUUCACUUCUUCAAUUAUAAUAAAUGGAAUCGAAUUUUCAUCAGGUGAAGUCAGCAGCAGGAUCAGUGUGAUGACUGCUUCAUUCCUGGUUGCUGUGUCGCUUCUGGUUCCAUGGUUUAACUGAACCUAACCUCUCAUGCAAAUAUAACGGAUUCAGACGGGUCUGAAUCUUGCCUUCAGCUCAAGUGAAGAACUCAAAUGAAGCUACCGAUGCUACUUAAUGAGUAGUAAUGAAAGUACUAUUUUAUAUAAUCCUAUUCUAAACAAUUCAAAAUCUAAGCUGUAAUGAAUUCCAUAUUGGUUCUGGAUCUACAUGUUCUGGUAAAUGUUCUUCAGAAUCCAUCACUCUGCACUUUAGCAUUAACUCCCACAACCGUUCCGUUUAUUAAGGACAUUUUAAAACACAUUAUACAAGUUUUCAGAUUCUAAAGUCUGCUCAAAAUUUUUAGGAAAAGAGGUAUCAAGUAACAGUUAAUAAUAUGACAGUUUUAGUAAUAUGAUGAGUUUAAAAUCAGCCAUCCUCAGAUCAUAACUCGCUACUUCACUUAAACUACAUAUCAAAACAGAUUUAUUUAAAAUAGAACCCAAUAAUGUGCUGACAGAGGGACAAGGUUGAUUUAAAAUGUUUGCUCUCUAUAGAUCUCAUACACACAUACUUCUAGCCCUUUAAAAUGCAGCAUAGCCGCUCUUCUGAAGCAGAAUGCAAGCCAUGCAUUAGAAAAUGUUAAAGGUUAUGCUGGCUGAC
Carassius carassius (crucian carp) is the source of this 2498-nucleotide messenger RNA. RefSeq names its product mucin-2-like. NCBI's taxonomy places the organism in Eukaryota, Metazoa, Chordata, Actinopteri, Cypriniformes, Cyprinidae. The record is from RefSeq and is a predicted model, not a curated record. Bases 324 to 1877 code for a protein of 517 amino acids. Gene Ontology annotation, cellular component: extracellular matrix. The transcript is spliced from 10 exons.